Molecule: messenger RNA, 2529 nt
Organism: Salvia splendens (bonfire salvia)
Lineage: Eukaryota; Viridiplantae; Streptophyta; Magnoliopsida; Lamiales; Lamiaceae
Product: subtilisin-like protease SBT5.6
Exons: 9
Coding region: 118-2445 (775 amino acids)
Biological process (GO): proteolysis
Molecular function (GO): serine-type endopeptidase activity
Source: RefSeq, a predicted model, not a curated record
AAAAAAAAAUUCAAUUAUUAAGUUUCUUACAAAAAAAAAUAUACUAAUAGAUUCCAUUCUAUCCCUGUAUAUACAUUCUUUGCAUCAGUUCUAUAUUCAAGCCUUUCAACUCUAAACAUGGAGAAUUUUCAUCCCUCACUUUUUCUCCUUCUCCUUCUUCUUCCUCUUCUGGUUUCCACCACUGAGAAUCAGGUAUAUAUAGUUUACUUUGGUGAGCACAGUGGAGAAAAAACCCUCCAACAAAUCGAAGAAAACCACCAUUCAUAUCUACUCUCUGUCAAGGAAAAUGAGGAUGCUGCAAAAUCUUCUCUCGUUUACAGUUACAAGCACACCAUCAAUGGCUUCGCCGCUCUUCUCUCUCCCCUCGAAGCUUCCAAAUUAUCAAAGAUGGAGGAAGUGGUGUCGGUGCUUCGAAGCCAUCCACGAAAAUACGAAAUCCAUACAACGAGAUCGUGGGAAUUUGCAGGAGUGGAAGAGGCAAUGAAGAGUUCAGAAAAUAUGAAUAAGGAAGAUAUAUGGCUAAAAUCCAGCUAUGGAAAAGAUGUUAUUGUUGGCUUGUUGGAUAAUGGUGUGUGGCCGGAGUCAGAGAGCUUCAACGAUGAAGGAAUGGGUCCGAUACCUAAAUCGUGGAAAGGAAUUUGCCAAACAGGUGACGAAUUCAACUCAUCCAACUGUAACAAGAAAAUAAUCGGGGCACGAUAUUACAUCAAGGGCUAUGAAGCAUACUAUGGCCCACUAAAUAGAACGUUGGACUACCUCUCCCCUCGAGACAAGGAUGGCCAUGGGACCCACACGUCAUCGACGGCCGCAGGGCGGAGAGUCACCGGCAUCUCCGCCCUGGGCGGCUUCGCCUCGGGCACCGCAUCCGGCGGGGCACCUCUGGCCCGCCUGGCAAUCUACAAAGUGUGUUGGGCGGUACCAGGCCACGGGAAAGAAGACGGAAACACCUGCUUCGAGGAAGACAUGCUUGCCGCCAUCGACGACGCCGUGGCCGACGGCGUCGACGUGCUGAGCAUCUCGAUCGGGACCAAAGACUCCCUGCCCUUCAACCAGGACGGGAUAGCCAUAGGCGCUCUCCAUGCUGUUAAACAAAACGUCGUCGUCGCAUGCAGCGCCGGAAACUCCGGCCCCACGCCCUCCACGCUGUCCAACCCGGCUCCCUGGAUUAUAACCGUGGCUGCCAGCAGCGUCGACCGGAUAUUCUUAUCUCCCGCCGUUCUCGGGAACGGCAUGAAAUUACCGGGCCAAACAGUGACUCCACAUAAGUUGCAAAAGAAGCUAUACCCGUUAGUUUACGCGGGUCAAGUAGCCAACCCGGAUGUGCCCAAGAACCUAUCCGGACAAUGCUUACCUGGUUCUCUCUCUUCCAAGACGGCAAAGGGUAAGAUAGUGCUGUGUUUGAGAGGGAAUGGGACAAGAGUGGGUAAAGGCAUGGAGGUGAAGAGAGCUGGAGGCAUUGGUUUCAUUUUAGGGAACAGUUUAGCAAAUGGAGAUGAAUUAGCAGCUGAUGCUCACAUUCUUCCUGCCACUGCUGUCAAUUACCAAAACAGUCUCAAGAUUAUGGACUACAUCCAUUCUUCCAAAACCCCGACAGCCUACAUCGUACCGGGCACGACUGUUUUAGACAUCAAACCAGCACCUUUCAUGGCUGCUUUCUCCAGCAGAGGCCCUAGUGAUAUUUCGCCCGAGAUCCUCAAGCCAGACAUCACAGCUCCAGGGCUCAACAUAUUAGCAGCGUGGAGUGAAGCAUCUUCUCCGACAAAACUGGAGGCAGACAAGCGCGUGGUGAAGUACAACAUUCUGUCGGGAACUUCCAUGUCCUGCCCGCAUAUAGGUGGGGCGGCCGCUCUCCUCAAGGCGAUGCACCCCCGUUGGAGCAGUGCUGCCAUAAGAUCUGCUCUGAUAACCUCUGCUGGGCAGAAAAACAAUCAAGGUAGCAUGAUCACGGAUGCAUCCAGCAAUCCAGCAGACCCUUUCCAGUAUGGUGGCGGCCAUUUCAGACCAGCAAAAGCAGCAGAUCCCGGACUUGUUUAUGACGCCUCCUACACAGACUAUCUCCUCUACCUAUGCAGCAUCGGAGUUAAGAUUGAUUAUACCUUCACCUGCCCGAAACAUUCAAUGGGUCCGUUAAACCUAAAUUACCCGACCCUGGCAAUACCCAGGCUGCGUGACAGUGUUACUUUGGUAAGAACAGUGACUAAUGUGGGAGGCAGCAAGAGUAUAUAUUUUGUGAGCAUGAAACCUCCACUUGGGAUCUUGGUAAAAAUAUGGCCUCCCAUACUACACUUCAAUCGUGUUGGAGAGAAAAGGAAUUUCACCAUUACAGUAAAAGUAGCAGAUAGUAGCAUUACAGGCAAAGGGGAGAAACCAUACGGAUUUGGAUGGUACAUGUGGUCUGAUGGAAUCCACAAUGUUCGGAGCCCCAUGGCCGUUUCAGUAGCCUAGUUCCUUCUAAGUUAUGCUAGUUUGGUAUUGAGCAUGAAUGCUUUAACAUAGGAAUAUGAAGAAACAUUAUUACUCUUCCCUGUA